AUGAGUCAACAAUACUAUUGUAAAGAGGGAUUUCCACGUGGCGCUGCUAGGCACCGAGCAGAGAAUGGCGCCAUCUCAAUACUGCCUUCACUUUCCAAUUCCCACCCUUUAAAAACCCUCCCCCCCACAACUUUGUCGCAAACCAACCAACACACGAGAACAUUUCUUUGGAAAGAAGAAGAAGAAGAAGCUGACGAGAAGCUUGCAGAUACCAUCACCAUUCUCGUCAUCGUUACCAUCCUCGUGACUAUCACCAUCAUCAUCAUCAUCGCCAUCAUCAUCGUUGUCAUCAACAUGACACCACGACCGGAGCAGCCUGCUCCCCGCGCCCAACCGGCGCAACCAGAAUCGUCCACCCCGGUGGACACCGCAAUCGAGAGCGUGGAAGCGCUCAACCUAUCUUCUCAACCGUCCCUUCAAGCAGGUUCGGCUCAGCAGCGCCCGGAGACGAUUGUCGUCAAGUAUGACGACUACUUCGAAGAAGUCAUGUGCUUCAGCAGCGUCGACAAUCGCCCAGAGACUGGCGAUGUCAUCCGAGAGUACAUCAGGAGUCUAUGUACUCACAAUGGCGCCAAUGUGCACACCGGCACCAUCAGGAUGGACCGAAGCGCCAUCCCCUCUGGCCGCUGGUCAAUCGCCUUCGCACCCGCCAUCCUCGCCCCCAACAGCGCGUGGGUCAUCAUCUUCGGCGCCCCGCGCGACUCGCAGUUCUUGUGGUUCUUCUGGUCCAGUAGGGGCGGAACCGAGGAGCAUGUGCUUCGAUUGCUGGUCCACUUGCGCGAGUCGGGAAAGAUCAAGGCCGAGGAGCCGAUGAAGAUUGGCGAUGACAGACACAAGAAGCUCUUCGAGAUCGUUGAGCAAGCCGUCUGGAAGGACCAAAACCCGGAGUUCGAGACCCAUUGGGCGGUUGGAGAAUUCAAUGCCGUUGAGUGA
This is a messenger RNA of Aaosphaeria arxii CBS 175.79, 933 nucleotides long. RefSeq lists its product as uncharacterized. The record is from RefSeq and is a predicted model, not a curated record. Lineage: Eukaryota; Fungi; Ascomycota; Dothideomycetes; Pleosporales. Bases 1 to 933 code for a protein of 310 amino acids. The transcript is spliced from 4 exons.